This is a messenger RNA of Camellia sinensis, 1566 nucleotides long. RefSeq names its product E3 ubiquitin-protein ligase CHIP. The record is from RefSeq and is a predicted model, not a curated record. Gene Ontology annotation, biological process: protein quality control for misfolded or incompletely synthesized proteins; proteasome-mediated ubiquitin-dependent protein catabolic process; positive regulation of proteolysis. Gene Ontology annotation, molecular function: protein-folding chaperone binding; ubiquitin protein ligase activity. Gene Ontology annotation, cellular component: cytoplasm. NCBI's taxonomy places the organism in Eukaryota, Viridiplantae, Streptophyta, Magnoliopsida, Ericales, Theaceae.
UAACUAGGCCUUUAAUUACCGGUCGUUCUUUAGGAGGAGGAAGUCUUCCCUGCGUCGUUUCGACUUGAAAAAUCUCCAUCUUAACCUCCUCAAUCGUGUAUUCCUUAUACCUCUCCAAAUUCCAACCUCCGUUUCGCAACUGUUUCGAUUACUUCCUCUUCUUCUCUCUCUUGUAUUCAUCGAAGUCUUGUGUUUGUGUGUAUAUACUUAGAUAUAGAAUUAGGGCAGAGAUCAGCUGGAAAACGUAGGAUUGAUCGAUUUAGAGAGAGAAAGAAAGAAGGAGAUUUGAAAGUGUAUAUAUAUAUAUAGCGAGAGAGAGAGAGAGAGAGAGAGAGAGAGAGAAUAUGGCUCCGACUGUGGCCGUAGCUACGGCGUCGAAACAAGCAGAACAACUCAGGCAAGAUGGAAAUACCUACUUCAAGAAAGAUCGAUUCGGCGCCGCCAUUGAUGCCUACACCGAGUUUAUUUGAUUUUUGUAGGCAAUUACUUUGUGCCCUAAUGUUCCUGUAUAUUGGACCAAUCGCGCUUUAUGUCAUCGCAAGCGCAAUGAUUGGACAAAAGUUGAGGAGGAUUGUAGAAGAGCCAUUCAGCUUGAUAACAAUUCUGUCAAGGUUAGGGGCCCACUAUAUGCUUGGGCUUGCAUUGCUACAGAAGGAAGAAUAUGCUGAAGGAAUCAAGGAAUUGGAAAGAGCUUUGGAUCUUGGGAGGGGUGCAAACCCUAAGAGUUAUAUUGUAGAGGAGAUAUGGCAGGAGCUUGCAAAAGCUAAAUACCUGGAAUGGGAGUAUGAAUCUAGCAAGCGUUCUUGGGAAUUGCAAAGCUUGAAAGAAGCUUGUGAGUCUGCUCUUAAGGAGAAACAUUUACUCGAUAUUUGUCAAAUGGAAGGGUUUUUAGAUAAAGCUACUGAUGCCCAUUCAGCAGAAUUGGAGGCUCUAGAACGAGUGUUUAGCACGGCUGCAGAAGCUGACACGCCAACAGACGUGCCAGAUUACCUAUGUUGUAAAAUUACGCUUGAUAUUUUCCGUGAUCCUGUCAUUAGUCCUAGUGGGAUUACAUACGAGAGGGGGGUGAUCCUUGACCAUCUUCAGAAGGUGGGAACGUUUGAUCCGAUCACACGGGAACCUCUUAGUGAAUCCCAGAUGAUACCAAAUUUGGCCAUAAAAGAAGCAGUCCAAGCCUUUCUAGGAAAACAUGGUUGGGCAUACAAGAUGGAUUGAAAGUUAUUUCGUCAAUGAGAGAACUCAAGAAGAGCUGAUCGUUUUGCAUAGUAUGUCGUCAACAAUGAUCUAGUAUUUGGUUUCACCUCUCAAUUCUCAUUUUGAUGCAUUAGGCAAUCGUGUUCGGUAUGUAAUUUUCACAUUUGUCCAAUAUGUGAGAUAGUAGCAUUAGUCUUCUUGAAUUGUUUCAGUUAUUAUUAAUAUCAUUUCUUGUACUCUGUACAGUUUAUUGAACCUAUCUUUGAGAUGAGUUUGGUAUGUUGUAAGAAGAGAAUGCCUUCUCAUUGGCAAUAGAAAUCAACUGCCUUUCGUCUGAGUAAAAUUUGGCCUGAAUGCCAAUGAUGUCUUUUA